AUGGCAAAACUCGCUGAUGAUGCCGACUACGAUGCCGGCGAAACGUCUGCGAAUGUACCAAGUCUACUGUCUGAUGCUGGGAAUCAUGACAACUACUAUGACAGACGACUUUGGACUAGCCUCAUACAGAAAUGGAAAUGGGUGGAAGCAGAAAAACGGCCGGUUGAAGAGGACACAGCAACAAGACGAGCCGCCGAAGUCUUGUACAGACUGGCCGUCGCCAGGCGUGCUGUAGACGUGGUUUCAUGUGGUCAGUUUUCUUGGCGGUUUUGGAGCUGA
Messenger RNA from Protopolystoma xenopodis, 279 nucleotides. The record is from the annotation of a GenBank genome assembly. NCBI's taxonomy places the organism in Eukaryota, Metazoa, Platyhelminthes, Monogenea, Polystomatidea, Polystomatidae.